Coccomyxa subellipsoidea C-169 is the source of this 822-nucleotide messenger RNA. RefSeq lists its product as hypothetical. The transcript has 6 exons. Gene Ontology annotation, molecular function: lysophosphatidylethanolamine acyltransferase activity. The record is from RefSeq and is a predicted model, not a curated record. Gene Ontology annotation, cellular component: endoplasmic reticulum. The annotation marks the transcript as partial. Gene Ontology annotation, biological process: phospholipid metabolic process. NCBI's taxonomy places the organism in Eukaryota, Viridiplantae, Chlorophyta, Trebouxiophyceae, Coccomyxaceae.
UUUCAGAGAUAUGAUCAGUAUGGAACCAUGGGUUGCGGGAUUCAGAGUUCCAUAGAACUACUUCGGCUCUGCUUUCUGUCAUUCACAGUAGUGCCCUUGAAGGUGAUUGGGACCGUGUCCUGCAUUGUGGGUUUCUAUCUAGCUUGCAGACUGGCACAAUUGCUGCCUAAACAAUCUCGUGACGUGCUUGUUCCUUUCCUGGGCAAAUUCUACACAAGAUCAUGCCUGGCUUGCAUUGGAUUCAUCAAAAUUGCGUGGGUGCACUUGCCACGUGCCGAUUGGGACAAGCCAAGAGGGGAAGCACGGGCAGCUGGCAUUGUCUCCAACCACUGCAGCUGGAUCGACAUUCUGAUUCACAUGUCGAGAUACUUUCCAAGCUUUGUGGCUAGAGGCGGAACAGAGAAGCUGGCACUGAUCGGGCCAAUCAGCCAGAACAUGGACUGCAUAUACGUGGAGCGGGAGGGUCGGAGUGCAGGUGCAAAGAGGAUGGAGGCGAGUGCAAGUGCAAGUAGGCAGAGCAGCAGUUUGAGACCCAUGCUAUUGUUCCCAGAGGGAACAACUACCAAUGGCGAUUUCUUGCUGCCCUUCAAGACUGGGGCCUUUUUGGCAGGUGCACCUGUCCAGCCAGUCAUCUUGAAGUACGGCAAGGGAAGGGUCUCGCCAGCUUGGGAGAGCAUUUCAGCGCCGCGUCACAUCUUUCUGACGUUUGCAAACCCCUUCCAUAGUGUGAUUGCUUAUGAGCUGCCAGUGUAUGUACCAACAGCGGAGGAGCGCAAGGACCCAACUUUAUAUGCGCACAAUGUGCGAGAAUACAUGGUGAGA